UGGCUUUCAUGCGCCAGACAAUUGCCCAGGCAGGCUCCCAGCGCUCAACCCAGCUGGGGAAGCCACCCUGGGGUUCUGAGACCAAUGCCAGCUGUUCUGUGGCACCACUGGGGACAGAGAGCAGGCCUCUUUUCACAUUUUAGUGACUUUUUCCCCCCUACUCUUGUCUGGGGGUCAAAGGAGAAACACCUGAGAAUGUCCUUGUCCCAGGCAGCAGAGAACCAGACCUCUUCCAGGGCUGCAGAUGACUACAGCAGCUGGUACAUCGACGAGCCCCUGGAGGACAAGGAACUCCAGCCAGAGGGGGAGGUGCCCUCCUGCCAGCCCAGUGUGCCACCUGCCCUGUGCCAUGCCUGCCUGGCUGUACUGUCGAUGCUCGUCCUGCUGCUGCUGCUCUGGCUGCUGUUGUGCCACCGGCUCCGGCCCGGCUCUGGGCGAGGAGGGCCUCGUCUGCCCAGCCCUGUGGAUUUCCUGGCUGGGCACAGACCCUGGGCCGUGCCUGCUGCUGUCUUCAUGGUCCUCUUCAGCGCCCUGUGCCUUCUGCUACCCAGUGAAGAUCCACUGCCCUUCCUGCCCCUCACCUACACACCUGGCCCAGGGCCCUGGAAGAUGCUGGCCCUGCUCUACUACCCUGUUCUCUACUACCCUUUGGCCGCCUGUGCCACAGCCAGGCACAGAGUUGCAUACCUGCUUGGGAGCGUGCUGUCCUGGGCCCACUUGGGCGUCCACGUCUGGCAGAGGGCUGAGUGUCCCCAAGCACCCAAGGUCUAUAAAUACUACUCCCUCCUGGCCUCCCUGCCCCUCCUGCUGGGCCUUGGCUUCCUGAGUCUCUGGUACCCAGUACAGCUGGUACAGAGCUCCAGCUGCAGGACAGGGACAGGCUCUGAGGGGCUGUGGAGCAGCGACACUGAGGAAUACCUGAAGAGCCUCCUAUGCCGGAAGAAGCCAGGAGGCUGGUCCUGCCACACCUCCAAGCAGGGCUUCCUGUCCCGGGCCUGGGACUGCUCCCAGCGCUACAUCUACACUCCGCAGCCAGGAUUCCGCCUGCCCUUGAAGCUGGUGAUUUCAGCCACCCUGACAGGGACCGCCACUUACCAGGUGGCUCUGCUGCUGCUGGCAAGCGUGGUUCCUGCUCUGCAGAAGGUGCGGGCAGGCAUCACCACGGACGUGUCCUACCUGCUGGCUGGCUUCGGGGUGGUGCUGUCUGAGGACAGGCAGGAGGUGGUGGAGCUGGUGCGGCACCAUCUGUGGGCGCUGGAAGUGUGCUAUGUCUCCGCCCUGACCCUGUCCUGCUUACUCAGCAUCUUGCUCUUGGUCCGCUCACUGGCCACACACAGGGCCAAUCUUCAAGCUCUGUACCGAGGGGCCACCCUGGACCUGGGUCCCCCAGCAAGGGGCAUACGCCCGUUCCGAAAAGCCAUCUUCUGCUGGAUGAGCUUCUGUGCCUACCAGUCUGCUCUCACCUGCCUUGGGCUCCUGGUACAGCAGAUUGUCUUCUUUCUGGGGACCAUGAUACUCACCUUCCUGGUGUUCAUGCCCUUGCUGCAUGGCAAAAACCUCCUGCUCCUGCGGUCCCUGGAAUCCUCCUGGCCCUUCUGGCUGCUCUUGGUCCUGGCUGGGGCCCUGCAGAAUGCAGCAGCCCAUUGGGUUUUCCUGGACACUCAGCAUGGAUACCCCAAGGUGACCAACAGACGAGUGCUUUGUGCAGCCACCUUCCUUCUCUUCCCCAUUAACAUGCUGCUGGGUGCUGUGGUGGCUGCCUGGAGAGUUCUGCUGUCUGCCCUCUACAACACGGUCCACCUUGGCCAGAUGGACCUCAGCCUGCUGCCUCCAAGAGCUGCCACUCUGGACCCUGGCUACCACACGUACCGAAACUUCCUGAAGCUGGAGGCUAGCGAGUCACACCCAGCUGUCACAGCCUUUUGUGCCCUGCUCCUGGGAGCACGGAGUCCCCGGGCCAGGGCCCGAUCCCCCGCAGCUGCUCAGAACAGCCUCCGGCCAGGAGAGGAAGAAGAAGGGAUGCAGUUGCUGCAGACAAAGGACCCCAUGGCCAAGGCAGCAGGGCUCCAUGCUGGCCGGAGCUGGGCCCGCUGGGGUGUGGCCUACACGCUGCUACAUAACCCAGCCCUAAAGGCCGCCCGGAAGACAGCCUUGGCUGGAUCCCGGACCAAUGGCUCCCGUAGCUGAGUGCCACCUGGCCCCUCACUUCCCCAACCCUCCUGCCCCACUCCAGGUGGGCAGCCCUCUCUUCUAGCCAGCUGGGUCAGCACAUUCAGUGCUGGAGACCAUGAGUCCUGGGGCCAGCAGGGGAUGGGGAUGGCUGAGUUUGGGGGGUCCUGAGAGCACCAGCCCAGGCAUGGAGGCAGUGUCUUGUGCUCAGCUUUGGUCCAGGAGCCAGUGGAGCAGGGGACCACGUGCCUGUCUCCCCUGCCUGGCUGGGCUACUAGCUUUGCAGGUACCCCUGAGGCCCCCUGGCGGGGCCUGUGAUUGGGGUCAGGACAGCUUGGCCCCCAACCUUGCAGCCUGAGCCUCAGUCCAGGCUCUACCUUCUGCUUCCCCACCCCACCUCACCUCUCCCCUCUCCUCCUGGUGGCCUCCAACUCCACUCCUUGGGUCCCCAAGGCAGCCCAGACAGAAGACCUGAGUUCCAGCCCCAGCAGCAGAACCACAACUUGAACCAGGCUCAGAGCUGAGCUGUGCCUCCUGAGAGCAGACACUUGGCAUUUCUUUGCCUUAGAGAUGAUGAGAGCACUGAACAUGUUCCUGGAAAUAAACCUGUCCCCAAGA
This is a messenger RNA of Cavia porcellus (domestic guinea pig), 2787 nucleotides long. RefSeq names its product signaling receptor and transporter of retinol STRA6 (gene Stra6). Gene Ontology annotation, cellular component: plasma membrane. Bases 85 to 2187 code for a protein of 700 amino acids. Gene Ontology annotation, molecular function: signaling receptor activity; retinol transmembrane transporter activity. The record is from RefSeq and is a predicted model, not a curated record. Lineage: Eukaryota; Metazoa; Chordata; Mammalia; Rodentia; Caviidae. The transcript has 18 exons. Gene Ontology annotation, biological process: vitamin A import into cell.